CAUUUCUUCGUUUUUCCACUACUACUAUCGAAAAUUAACUUCAGUAUCGGAGUUACUGCCCCCAAAACCCGUGGGACCGUCGUUGUAUUUCUUUUAGGCCUUCUUUAUUAUUUCCUUUUGAUUUUAUAGAAUAAAUAUCUAGUCUGAGAACCUCAAGCGGUGCGCUCCAGUCUAAUCUUCUGCUUCGCCUGUCUUCUCAUGUCGGAAGAGUUCACGGUCACCGAAGUCAACAUGUCUCGGAUCCCAUCGCCGGAGCUCCGAGUGAUCAGCAGUUAUCAAGUCUCUCCGCCACCAGGAACGGUAGGCGACUCCACCUUACCCCUCACCUACCUCGACUUGCUUUGGCUAGGAGCCGGGUCGGUAGAACGCGUCUUCUUCUACCCGCUCGCCGUCUCCGCCUCCCACUUCGUCCACUCCGUAGUCCCCGCCCUCGAGUCCUCCCUCUCCGUCGCUCUCCGCAACUUCUACCCUCUCGCCGGCAAGAUUCGCCACUCCGCCGCCCGCGCUGACGGCUACGAGCUCCACUACGCCGACGGCGACUCUGUUCCCUUCACCGUCGCCGAGUACACCGGCGACUUCGACGAUCUGUCCGACGACCACCCCCGCCCCUUCAACGACCUUCUUCCCCUGCUCCCCGAGCUUCCGCAGUCCAGCACGGACGGCGACGGGCUCCGGCUGCUGGCUGUGCAGGCGACGCUCUUCCCUGAGCGCGGCGUCGCGAUCGGCAUCACCGUGCACCACGCCGUCUGCGACGGCUCGAGCACGAUUCGGUUCGUGUCCGCGUGGGCCACCGCGUGCGCAGGGGCCGGAGUGGCGCCGCCUCCAGUGAUCGACAGGAGUAUGAUUUCCGAUCGCGAUGAUCUCUACUCUUUCUUGUACAAGGAAAUAGUGAAGGGGGAAUCCGUCCAGGCGAUGAUGCACCAGAAAUCGCCGCCUGACGCCGUCCUCCAAACCUUCACCAUCGGAAAAAAUCAGAUCCAGAAAUUAAAAAGGUUAGUGACUCAAAGCGGCGACCUUUCUUUUCGCUGUUCCACCCUCGUCGUGGCCUUCGCCUACGUGUGGGUUUGCCACGUCAAAGCACGGCUGCCGGAAUCAACCGACAAGAUCGUCAUAAUGGGAUUCGCCGGCGACCUCAGAGCAAGGCUGAAGCCGCCGAUCCCGGCGCCGUACUUCGGGAACUGCCUCAGCGGCGCCCUCACGCAGACAACGGCCGGCGAACUCACCAAGGAAAACGCAGUGGCGGCGGCGGCGAGGCUGAUCGGGGAAGCGAUCGAGGCGUUCAAAGAGGGGCCUUUUAAGGACGUCGAGGAGUGGCCGAAGUUAGGCAAGACUCUGCGCGAAGCGGACAUCUUUAGCGUCGCCGGAUCGCCGACCUUCAAGGUGUACGACGUGGAUUUCGGAUGGGGGAGGCCGAAGAAAGUGGAGAUAACGUCGAUCGCGAAGACCGGCGCGAUGGCGGUAGCGGAGAGCCGGGAGGAGGAAGGCGGCGUGGAGAUCGGGUUGGUGAAGCCCAAGGCGGAGAUGGCGAUGUUCGAGAAGCACUUCAACGACGGGCUCAGAACGAUGCAGUGAUCCAUUCAAAGUUCAAACACGCCAUCGAAGAAUUUCAAAAUCGAAAAGUCGUAUGAAUUUUAGGCAAUUUCCAAACAGUUUCCGAUAUUCCGAUAAUAUAUAAUUUUGUCGUGAUUUUCUUAAUAAUAUUAGACGGUAAUAAUACUAUGCUUCAUCACGUCGAAGCAAAUAAAAUUCAGUUUCUUUCUGGUCAAAAA
Molecule: messenger RNA, 1769 nt
Organism: Zingiber officinale
Lineage: Eukaryota; Viridiplantae; Streptophyta; Magnoliopsida; Zingiberales; Zingiberaceae
Product: phenolic glucoside malonyltransferase 1-like
Exons: 1
Coding region: 199-1572 (457 amino acids)
Source: RefSeq, a predicted model, not a curated record